AUGGCACAUAAAAAGGGCCAGGGCUCAACCAAGAACGGACGCGACUCCAAUCCGCAGUAUCGCGGAGUGAAGCUCUACGGCGGUGAAGCUGCGAAGCCGGGCGCGAUCAUCAUCCGUCAGUGCGGCACCAAGUUCACUCCAGGCUUCAAUGUCCGUAAGGGCAAAGACGACACGCUCUUCUCCGUCGCGACCGGCAAGGUCGUCUUCCAGAAGAAUGGCCGUGUGCAUGUCGAUCCAUACGAGGAAGAUGUCGCUCGUCCACAGUGGCUCCGCGACUACCGCGCCGCACACGCUGGUUGA
Messenger RNA from Symbiodinium sp. CCMP2592, 300 nucleotides. The record is from the annotation of a GenBank genome assembly. Lineage: Eukaryota; Dinophyceae; Suessiales; Symbiodiniaceae.